Messenger RNA from Diospyros lotus (date-plum), 1453 nucleotides. RefSeq lists its product as uncharacterized. The transcript is spliced from 7 exons. Bases 210 to 1184 code for a protein of 324 amino acids. Lineage: Eukaryota; Viridiplantae; Streptophyta; Magnoliopsida; Ericales; Ebenaceae. The record is from RefSeq and is a predicted model, not a curated record.
ACACCAACAAUACUUGCUAUUAUACGAAAAAAGGAAGAAGCGGAGGAAGCAUUUGAUUGCAAGCUCAAGCUCAGAUCGAUUGAUUCCCUCGGAGGCAAGAACGGCAUCACUCUCACAAAACAAUAUCGAACACCAUUGUGGGUCGAGUGAGGAGACACCCAGAUUCGCAGGUGGAGAUGAUGGGAUGGAGACGAGGUUAAGGAAGCAAUAUGGCGAGGGCAAACAAUGGCAGAAGAAAAUGGUGCUCUUACAAGCGAACGGCUCUCAUCAUGUGCUCAAUCAAUGUCGGCUUUGCGCUCUACGUUGUUAAUUUUCUCUGCACCUCUCUUUACACCUACUCUUACCGCGAUUCUCCCGACGCUGUUGUUGAGUACACCCCAGAUCAGAUUAGGAGAAUGGAAGAAUCAAUUCGAUUGCGAAAAACAUCGGAACCUGUAAAGCUUAUUAAAUUGGUUAAAGCAAUCGAGAACGAAAUUUUAAGUGAAGAAAUCACAGUGGCAUUGCCAAAACACUUGAAACAGAAGAUAGCAGAUGAGAUUCUUGAAAGGUUGAGGAUGUUGAGUAAUGAUGCCGACUCAAGCCAGCAGCAAGAAGCAGUUGAAAGCUGGCGCAAGGAAAAGCUGGAAGAAACCGAACGUCUAGCUCUUGGAGAGACCUCAAACUCAACUCUUCUGCCAGAGGAAGCUGGGAUGCUUGCCCGAGCUUUGAAGUCCAACUGGAGGCAGCUUUCGGAAGAAGUUGGUCUCUGGAUACCAGAUGAGAUCGAUAACGAGGAGCAUGAUGACAAACCAGAGGGUGCAACAGAUCCUGAUGAAGAAGUUUUACCUGGAAGGCCACUUCCUCCCGAAUGCCAUGCCGAGUACCAUGCAGAUUAUGGUGGUGCUGCUGUCCGGUGGGGCCUUACACACCCUAAAGAAAGUGCAUUCGAGUGUUGUCAGGCUUGCUUGGAUCAAGCCAGACGUGCCAAGCCGGGUGAAAUGAAGUGCAACAUAUGGGUUUAUUGUCCACAGGAGACUGGUUGCCAUUCUCCUGAUAUUUAUCAGCACAGACACAUGGAGUGCUGGCUCAAAUAUGCAGAAAAGCCCAAAGUGACUUUCAAGGACAAGUAUUCUGAAGCUUAUAGGAGGUCACACCCAAAUGCACCAGAAAUCGUUCCAUGGAUUGCCGGUGUUGUUACUGCAUAGCUGGUACCGAUGGGGGCUUUUGAAGCGUUAGACGUGCUAAGGCUUUUAGUUUGCGGAUUUUAACUUUAGAAAUCGUCUCCUAUUGUUUUGCAAUGUCAGCUGCUCAGCUCUUUAACAUCUGUUUUUACUCUCUUUCCAUGAUUUAACACGUUAGAUUUCUUUCUUUUCGCGUCCCAAGGACAGGACAAUAGACAAAAAAACAAAACAAAACACCAUCUUGCUUUAUGCUUUAUUUUCUUAAUUCCUCAUUUCUGAUUAUUUGUAUUGUA